Pneumocystis jirovecii RU7 is the source of this 2568-nucleotide messenger RNA. Its product is annotated as MCM DNA helicase complex subunit MCM3. NCBI's taxonomy places the organism in Eukaryota, Fungi, Ascomycota, Pneumocystomycetes, Pneumocystales, Pneumocystaceae. Gene Ontology annotation, molecular function: single-stranded DNA helicase activity; single-stranded DNA binding; ATP hydrolysis activity. The transcript has 6 exons. Gene Ontology annotation, cellular component: nucleus; MCM complex. The coding region runs from base 1 to 2568 and encodes 855 amino acids. The record is from RefSeq and is a predicted model, not a curated record. Gene Ontology annotation, biological process: mitotic DNA replication initiation; double-strand break repair via break-induced replication; DNA strand elongation involved in DNA replication.
AUGGAGUUGCCAGUGUUGCAGGACCAAUUAUUUAAUGAUCGAGUUAGAAUAUGGCAGGAAUACUUAGAUCAUAGAUCAGAUGAUCCAAAUAUCAUUAAUUAUCAUGAAGCAAUCAGGCGUAUGCUUCAUCUUGAAGAAAGACGGUUAAUUGUUAAUAUUGAUGAUAUCAGAGACUAUAAUCGUGAUUUUGCGGAUGGAUUAUUAAAUCAACCAGCGGAAUAUUUACCUCCAUUUAAUAAAGCUUUACGUGAUGUUGUUUUAACUGUAAGAGAUAUUACAAAACAUAAAGUAGAUGAUAUGUUGUUUUAUAUUGGAUUUGUUGGAUCAUUUGGAGACCAGCAUGUUACUCCACGCAGUAUUCGUGCUCAAUAUUUAGGAAAACUUGUCUGUAUUGAAGGAAUUGUUACUAGGUGUUCCCUUGUACACCCAAAAGUUGUUAAAUCUGUUCAUUAUUGUGAAAAAACUAAUCUUUUUCAUUACCGAGAAUAUCGAGAUGUUACGACUAUAGGCAAUGAAUUGCCAACUUCUGCUGUUUACCCUACACAAGAUGAGAAUGGGAAUCCUCUUACAACAGAAUUUGGGUAUUCGGUUUACCGCGAUCAUCAAACUAUUUCUAUUCAAGAAAUGCCUGAAAAAGCACCUGCAGGGCAAUUACCAAGGAGCAUUGACGUAAUUAUGGACGAUGAUUUAGUUGAUCGUGUUAAGCCUGGUGACCGUGUUCAAUUAGUAGGUCUUUAUAGGGCCCUAGGGAAUAGAAAUGCAUCAUCAUCAAGCUCUACUUUUCGUACACUUAUUAUUGCAAAUAAUGUUAUUUUGUUGUCAUCUAAGGUUAACGGAGGUAUUGCACAGAUGACUAUUACAGAUACAGAUGUACGGAAUAUAAAUAAACUUUCUAAGAAAAAGAAUAUUUUUGAAUUACUUUCUCGGUCUCUUGCACCGAGUAUUUUUGAAUAUGAAUAUAUUAAAAAGGCAAUCCUUCUUCUUCUUCUUGGAGGAAUUGAGAAAAAUCUUGAUAAUGGAACACAUAUUAGGGGUGAUAUCAAUAUUUUAAUGGUGGGUGAUCCAUCUACUGCAAAAUCUCAAAUGCUUCGUUUUAUUGUAAACACUGUGCCAUUGGCUAUUGCAACUACUGGGCGUGGAUCUUCCGGUGUAGGUUUAACAGCUGCUGUUACGACUGACAAAGAAACUGGAGAACGUCGUCUUGAAGCUGGUGCUAUGGUAUUAGCAGAUCGUGGAGUAAUUUGUAUUGAUGAAUUUGAUAAAAUGUCUGAUAUUGAUCGUAUUGCAAUUCAUGAGGUUAUGGAACAACAGACUGUUACUAUAGCAAAGGCAGGGAUUCAUACAUCUCUUAACGCAAGAUGUAGUGUUAUUGCUGCAGCAAACCCUGUCUAUGGUCAGUACGAUACUCACAAAGAUCCUCAUCGUAAUAUUGCUUUACCUGAUUCUUUAUUAUCUCGAUUCGAUCUUUUAUUUGUUGUUACAGAUGAUAUUGAUGAAGCACGUGAUCGAUCUAUCUCUGAACAUGUAUUACGUAUGCAUCGCUAUUUAGCACCUGGUGCAGAGGAAGGUGUUCCUGUUGUAGAUAAUUACGGAAAAAAUUUAUCUAUAGGUGUGGAAAAUAAUAUAGACAGUUUAAUUUAUGAAAAAUCAAAUCAGAUAUUUUGUAAUGGUCUUUCAAAUAAAGAAAAAACAAAAAAUGAUGAAAUUUUGAGUAUUUCUUUUUUAAAAAAAUAUAUUCAAUACGCAAAAAAUAGAAUUAAACCUAUACUUACAAAAGGAGCAGCUGAUCAUAUAAUAAGUACAUAUAGUGCUUUACGAAAUGACGAGUUAGGUGCUAAUCAGCGCAAAACAUCACCAAUAACUGCACGAACAUUAGAAACACUUAUUCGUUUAUCAACUGCGCAUGCAAAAGUCAGAUUAUCUCAAAAAGUUGAGGAGAAAGAUGCAUAUGUUGCAGAAGAAAUUCUUAGAUACUCUUUAUUUAAAGAAGUUGUAAAAGAUGAACGGCGUAAACGACUUCGGCUUCAAACGAAUCAAGAUAGUGAAAGCGAGGAAAAUGAGGAAAGGAGAACAAAUAUACAGAGUGAGAAUUUUCAAUUGAGAAGAUCAACUAGGCAAUCUACUACAAAGCGAUAUACUGAUGACAAUGAUAUAGCUAUAGAUGAUAUUGAUGAUUCAGGUUAUAGAGAAGAGCAGCCUAGUGAAAAAAGUAUGCAAUUGGAUUUUCAACAAGAAACACAAGUUUCAUGGGGUUCAACACAAUCACUUGGUUCAGAAUCUCAACCCGAUCAAGAUAGCCUUUUUAAAGAAAGUACCCAAAUCAGUCAAUCUUCUGAGCAGAUUAUAUCACCAUCUAGAUUUUUAUUGUUUUCAUCUAAAUUAUCGCAGCUUAUUACAGCACCUUUCUUUAGUGAAGAAUAUGUUCAUUUUAACGAUUUAUUGGCAGAAAUUAAUAAGGGUCUAGCACAGGAAGAAGUGUUCACACCUCAUGAAGCAAAUGCUGCACUUAAUAAACUUGCUGAUCAAAAUAAAAUCAUGGUUUCCAAUAAUAUUAUUUAUAAAAUUUAA